Messenger RNA from Schistosoma haematobium, 2612 nucleotides. RefSeq lists its product as uncharacterized. Gene Ontology annotation, molecular function: peptidyl-prolyl cis-trans isomerase activity; RNA binding. The transcript has 14 exons. Gene Ontology annotation, biological process: protein peptidyl-prolyl isomerization; protein folding. The record is from RefSeq and is a predicted model, not a curated record. Bases 694 to 1515 code for a protein of 273 amino acids. Lineage: Eukaryota; Metazoa; Platyhelminthes; Trematoda; Strigeidida; Schistosomatidae. Gene Ontology annotation, cellular component: intracellular membrane-bounded organelle.
CGGAAGCCCGUUAAGCGAAAGCUUCUUCUAUUCCAUCCGCAACAAUUUGAACCAUUUGGGUAGGGGGGACUAUUGAAAGUUCGCGUUACAGUUGUGCAUCUCCAAUUGUAGUCCACGGAUUGUAAUAUGUUAGCCGCGUCAGAUCCUAGGAGACCCAAUAAACUUCGAAGAUUCGUCCCAUUAUCACAGGAUGCCCCUCCACUAGACCAAACUAUAGACUAUCUUAAUUUUUUCGGAAUAGUCUUAAGCAUGUGUGGACUGUUGUUUGAAAUGAAGUUUGCUGCUUGGUUGGCCGUCGUUUGUGCUUUCACAACGUAUGCCAACUCAAGAACUGGGGAAGAUACAAAACAGCUGAUCAGUGGCUUCAUGUUGUCUAUCAGCGCACUUAUAAUAUGUUAUAUGCAUAAUCCACAACCUAUGCAGCUUCCUUGGUGAUUUUCUUGUAAAUUAUGCGGAUUUUUUGAAAUAAAAAUUGGUUGUACUUUGACUUCUUGAUUUUAAAUCUCGGAUUCACUCACUUCUUUAAAUAACUUUUCAUUAUUCUAGGCUGAAUUACCACCCCUUCAGCUCCCUGCGGGUUCAUACAAUCCAGUCAAUAAGCGUGUUAUAUAUGUUGGGGGACUAUCAGAGCAAGUUGAUGUACCUCUUGUUCGUGCGGCGUUUAUCCCUUUUGGAGACAUAGUUAGUAUUAAUAUGCCCAUGGACUAUCAAACUGAAAAACACAGAGGUUUCGCUUUUGUUGAAUUCGAAGAAGUUGAGGAUGCUAUGAGUGCCAUUGAUAAUAUGAAUGAAAGUGAAAUAUUCGGGCGUACCAUCCGUGUUAAUGUGGCAAGACCAGUACGCAUACGGGAGGGUUGGAGUCGACCUGUCUGGUCGGACGAGAAUUGGUUAAAGAAAUAUGGCAGUGCUCCAUUAGAAGGACGAAAACUGGAUGAACCUGAUAUCGUCAACCCAUCAGAUUCUGCAGAAAAUGUUGAAGACUUGAGUGACGAAGAAAUGCGAACCAAAAAACAAAAACGAAAUCUUCCUCGGGUAUUCUUCGAUAUUCGAAUUGGAAACGGAGAUGCUGGUCGUAUAGUGAUGGAGCUUCGGUCAGAUAUUGUCCCGAGAACUGCUGAGAACUUCCGUGCCUUGUGUACAGGAGAACGUGGAUUCGGUUAUCACAAUUGUUGUUUCCAUCGAGUUAUACCACAAUUCAUGUGUCAAGGAGGCGAUUUUGUAAAAGGGGAUGGGACCGGUGGCAAAUCAAUAUAUGGACGUAAAUUCGAUGAUGAAAACUUCCAACUCCGACAUGAAGGGUUCGGUGUUCUUUCCAUGGCGAAUUCUGGACCAAAUACAAAUGGAUCUCAGUUCUUCAUUUGCACAACAAAAUGCGAUUGGCUUGAUGGCAAACAUGUUGUUUUUGGUCGAGUAGUGGAUGGACAAAAUGUCGUAAAAAAGAUGGAGUCCGUUGGAUCGAAAUCUGGUAAGGUCAAAGAACCCGUUAUUAUUUCUCGGUGUGGAGAAUUAAUUUAACACAUCUGGAUUGUAAAAUGGAAGGAGAAAUGUACAGUUUUAUUUUUAAGUGUUUUUCAACAAUAUACCAGUAUUGAAAUAACUGACGGUAGUUUUUAAUUAUUUCAAAGUUGGAAAUAGGUAAUAGACAGACAUUUAACGUUUCGGUUUAUAGUUUUAAGCUGUCCAUAAACUAAUUAAACAGUGACGUAGAUAAACGGAUCGCUGCAGAUGAUAACUUUGAUCACACCAUGCUAUAAAUAAUUUGUAAGCAGUACGACAGCAAGUCUGAUUUGAGGUGACGUUUAAAUUAGUCUGAAUUCAACUACCUUCCACUCAUCAGACGGAGAUCCCCACUUUAUUAGACAGUAGUUCCUGAUCUACAUAUUCUUAGUAAUUCUGCUAACCUUAAUCUCAUGAAGGAACUGAGGCAGUUUUCGAACAAAUCUCGUCGUGCUUUAAUAGGUUCUUCGAUUCGUUUUGAGAGAAAUGUACAUACAAUAGGUUUUUGUCUAUUUCUCCGAAAUUUUCUCAGUAGCAUGUGCCGCAUCACUUAACAUUGUAUCUUUUAUGGUAUUACUACCCAUGUUCAUUAAAAUUGGUUUCCUCACACUUCAUUGUUAUGAGAAUAAAGCUUUUACAACUAAGUUAUUCCGUAAACUUAUCGCAGUGGUUCAUUGAAGACGCCAGCGUAUUCACUGGCUGUAGCACUAAUUUUGAUUCAACAUUUCUAACCUGGUUUUCUAGGUUAUUUUAUUCUUUUAUCUUGAUGAUUCAAUUCGUCACCGACUAAUAGACAUCUGGUAGAUAUAACUAGAUGCCACUUCAAUUUGGAUUAUGUGAUGUUAUACGAAGUUUACAAUCAGACCAACAAGUUUUAUGACAAUCCUUUUAUUACGUUUAACUUUUACAACUAUCUCAGCAUUAUUAGCAUGUUAAGUUUUCUUUAGUUUGGAGAUGAAGAUUUCAACAAAAUUAUUUCCUAUACGUAUGUUUUAUUUAUCUUGUGAUUCCUGGUACCACUUUUAGGAGUACUAAUGAAUAAUACAUAAAAAUAAGUUAGUCAGAAGUGUAUAGCCAGCUACUUGCGACACAAAUAAUAAAAAAUUGCAACUAAU